AUGCCUAGUUCCACUUUCCCAGCAGUUAUAUCAUUUGCCGAUAAGAAAAACUCAUCUCCAGUCAUAACAGCUAAAUUUGGAGACGCCGAUGAUGAGGAUUUUGGCGCUCGCAUGCUGAAUGCAGUUGAUGUACAGGAAAUUGAUGCAAAUUUGUAUAUGAGUAAAGAACUUUGGCUUCCAGCCGGUGCUCGUGGUGUCUUUGGUGGGCAGAUCGUUGCUCAAGCUUUACGAGCUGCAUUUGCCACAGUAGGACACGAAUUUGACAUUCAUUCACUUCAUUCGUACUUCAUCCUGCCUGGCAGCGUGGAAGUGCCAGUUAUAUAUCAGGUGCAGCGUCUUCGAGACGGCAGGUCAUUUGCCACUCGUUUCGUUACUGCUUCACAGAAGGGUAAAGCGAUUUUUGUCAGUAGUUUUAGUUUCAACAAGCUUGACAUAUCGACCCAAUUAAAUCAUCAAACUGAAAUGCCUGAGGUUCCACCUCCUGAAUCGCUGCCCUCUGAUACUGAACUCAUACAAAAGGCAUUAAAACAAGAAGAUCUUAACCCUAAAUACCGUGAAUAUCUCAAACUACGCAUAGAAGAAAGCUCACCAAUCGAUGUACGAAAGAUUGAAAUUACCGGUCAAACUCUCAUAUCUCGUCGGUGGUUCAAGACUAGAGGGCAACUUGAUACAGACAAAAGACUUCACGCCUGUGUAGUCGCAUAUGCAUCUGACAGCGGCUUUAUUGGUACUGCCGCUAGAGCUAAUGGUGUACCUUCUAAAGGAAUUGGUAUGCUUGCCAGUCUGGACCAUUCCAUGUGGUUUCAUGUUCCUACACGCGCCGAUGAAUGGCUACUGUAUGAUAUGCAUAGUCCUCGUACAAGCGGUGGACGCGGUGUGGUGUUCGGCAGAAUUUAUAGCAGAGAUGGCACGUUGAUUGCUACCACUGCUCAAGAAGGAAUAAUUCGUUUAUCGAAAGAAGAACAAGAAAAACGUAACAAGACAUUAUCAAGGGAUGCCAGCAAAUUAUAG
Mycotypha africana is the source of this 1011-nucleotide messenger RNA. RefSeq names its product HotDog domain-containing protein. The record is from RefSeq and is a predicted model, not a curated record. The transcript is spliced from 6 exons. Lineage: Eukaryota; Fungi; Mucoromycota; Mucoromycetes; Mucorales; Mycotyphaceae. The coding region runs from base 1 to 1011 and encodes 336 amino acids. Gene Ontology annotation, cellular component: peroxisomal matrix. Gene Ontology annotation, biological process: acyl-CoA metabolic process; fatty acid catabolic process. Gene Ontology annotation, molecular function: fatty acyl-CoA hydrolase activity.